Messenger RNA from Labrus mixtus (cuckoo wrasse), 3214 nucleotides. RefSeq names its product nuclear factor of activated T-cells, cytoplasmic 2. The record is from RefSeq and is a predicted model, not a curated record. NCBI's taxonomy places the organism in Eukaryota, Metazoa, Chordata, Actinopteri, Labriformes, Labridae. Gene Ontology annotation, molecular function: DNA-binding transcription factor activity, RNA polymerase II-specific; RNA polymerase II cis-regulatory region sequence-specific DNA binding; transcription factor binding. Gene Ontology annotation, cellular component: transcription regulator complex. The coding region runs from base 219 to 2861 and encodes 880 amino acids. The transcript has 10 exons. Gene Ontology annotation, biological process: regulation of transcription by RNA polymerase II; calcineurin-NFAT signaling cascade; cytokine production.
UGACAGGAAACGUUUGUCGCCGCUCGUUUUUCUUCAUUUCGUGGUGUUGGCUGUUUUAUUUAAGCAGCUGUCGAUGUAUGAAACGAAUCUAAGAAAAAAAAAAAAGACAUUUGAAUCGUCCGUUUCUCCCUUUUUUCCCCACACAGCCUAAUUAAGUUACCAAGCUUGAAAAUUAGCCUGUUUUAAAAGAGAACAUUUUUUAAAGUGUAAAGCUCGAGAUGGCCUCUGAAGGUUUGGGGCUCACCGAAGCUCUGGAUCAAGACAUCAGUCAAGAGGAGCUGGACUUUUCAGACCUGUUUCUCUAUAAUGCACCUGGAGAGGAUUUUCCUGUCGGAUGUCAGAAAGAUGACUCAGGUGCUCUCCUUCGCAACGACCAGCACCCUCCUCUGCUGGUGGUCGACACUCACCCAGGUUACAUCUCCACCUCCAACCAGCCAGCCUCCAGUCAGGACCCCUCCUCUCACAGCUCCACCACAGAACACCUGUCAGGGGCAUUGCUGGACUCUCUGGGGCUGACGUCAAGACUGGGGAUCAUUCCUGCUCCCAGCCCCAGGAUUGAGAUCACUCCAUCGGGAGACUCCUUCAGCUCUCAAACCUUGGAGCCGAGCCCCGGCACCAUCGCCACGGGGCUGUACAGGGAUUGUGUGAGCCCUGCCAGCAGCAACUCCUCCACAGGUUGGCCGGCAGAGGCGUACUCUCCUUUGGUUUCACCCAGCGUCUCUCCUUCAAUUGGAGGCAACUGUAGCAUGACAUUAUCCGCCUUAGACCUCUGCCCCGGCCUCCAAGGCAUCAACACGUCCUCUGCCCAUUCCUCUCCAGGCGCUUCGCCUCAUAACAGCAUCACUGACGAGACCUAUCUUCUACCUCAGCACCAACGCACCGCCUCACCGCUCCCCCACCAGCGCUCCCGCUCUGUGUCCCCACAUGGUAAACGCUCCUAUGACCCAGCCAGGCCCUGUCAUGGGGGCACUCCUGUUAAGCAGCGCUCUCGGAGCCCCAGCCCCAUCCCGUCGCCCCACGAUCAACAGGGGUCCUACUACCUCCCCCAAUACCAGGCCCAGGCCGAGUUCCAGCCCCAAGCUCAGACCCUUACCCCAGGCCUGGAGGAGAUGCUGAGCAGCCUCAGCUCCAGUCUACCCAGAGUGAUGACCUCUGGGGAGGUGCGAGAUGCACACAGACAAGUCCAGAGAAAGGACUGUGUGUAUGGAGAGGAGUUUGACUGGGCCUUGAGGCAGGAGAGGAUGAGCAGGGCAGGAGCUCCAGAAGUCAAGUCUGAACCCUUCUUUGUGAUCCCGUCUGUGUGGCCCACUCCCCAUCAAGUGCACCACGGAGCAUUCAGUGGUCUCUCCAUGACUCCACUUCCAUCUUUAGAGUGGCCAUUGGUCAGUCAGUCAGCUCAGUAUGAGCUUCUCAUCCGGCAACAUCCCAAGUCUUACCACAGAGCUCACUAUGAGACCGAAGGCAGCCGUGGAGCUGUGAAGACACCCAACGGAGGACAUCCAGAAAUACAGCUCCGUGGAUACCAAGGCACAGCUCCACUGGGGCUGCAGGUCUUCAUAGGGACAGCCGAUGAGAGGCUCCUUAAACCGCAUGCCUUCUACCAGGUCCACCGCAUCACAGGGAAGACAGUCACCACACCCAGCAGGGAGAGGAUGGACAACGGCAUCAAAGUGUUGGAGAUCCCCCUAGAGCCAAAGAACCACAUGAGAGUGACGAUUGACUGUGUAGGAAUCCUGAAGUUGAGAAAUGCCGACAUUGAACUGAGAAACGGUGAAACAGACAUUGGGCGCAAAAACACACGUGUGCGUUUGGUGUUCCGUGUCCACAUUCCCGAACCUGGAGGCCAGCUCGUCUCCCUUCAAGUCUCUUCUGAUCCCAUUGAAUGCUCCCAGCGCUCAGCUCAGGAGUGGCCUGCGGUGGAGAGGCAGGACCUGGAUCGAUGCUCUGUACUUGGUGGUCAACAAAUGGUCCUUACUGGACAGAAUUUUACAUCAGACUCCAGAGUGAUAUUCUCAGAGAAGACACAACAUGGAAAGCAAAUCUGGGAGGUAGAAGCCAAUGUAGACAGAGAAAAAACACAAGCUAACAUGCUAUUUGUUGAGGUCCCCCCGUAUCGAGAGCGGACCAUUUCCCAUCCAGCUAAAGUCAACUUCUACGUCGUCAACGGGAAGAAGAAAUGCAGUCAGCCUCAGCACUUCAUCUACACUCCUUUAAUAGCAAUUAAAGCAGAGCCACUCGACGACUUACAUUCAUACAUCUACUCAGACAAUCAGUCUCUCUCUGGCCUGUCAAUGAAGUCCCAUUAUCAUCCCCUGGAGCAGGAAAGAAACCUUCAAGCCUUGAAUGUUUCGCCAACCCUGUAUCAUCUAACCACUGUAGACCCCAGGGCCCAUGUACUAAUCCCUGACCCACUAGACAACCAACCGGUCUACUACCAGUCAAGAGCCAGCACUCUCCUCAACAUCCCAAUGGUGUACCAAACUGCAAACCAGCAGCACAUCAACUGUGGUUUCCAGAUGGAUUCCCACUCUGCCCCUGAGGAAAAACUGGAAGAAAAUCCUCUGGUUGUCGAGUCAUUAGAGGCCUGUUUGGUGUCAAGACAUGAAAGUACGGUGCAGAAAGUGUUAUCACUUGGGAAGUCACCACCUUCUAGAUUUGUCCAAGGUCAAAGUCAAGUGAGGGCUGGAAUCCAAGUGGAGCCUGAUGGCCAGACUUUGACCCAGAUCAGCUCCAAUAGAGGAAACCAUGACGACCAAGCCCCAGAGAGGGUUACCAUCAAACAAGAGAUCAAUCGCUAUGCUUACCUGGAGGAUGUGAAUGACAUCAUAAGAAGAGAUCUGAAGGGUCACAAUGGAGAUUGAUCCUGGAGAUCAAAUUCUGCACUGAUGUCCUCCAAAUAUACAUUCUUUAAUGAAAAAAAAAAGUUACGUAAGACUGUCCAGGUAAUCCAUGAAGUCAAUUUAGAGUUAUAUAGACUUUUUAUUUUCAUGAUGACAAUGUGCUUCUGUGCAAAUUCUGAGUAUGUUAGAAGAUGGGGCAAUAUCCACCUUCCAAACUCGCUCAAAAAUGUUACAUUUAAACCAAGUCAGCACUGUAAGCCUGUAAUAUUCCCAUACACUGUAGCCUAAGCAAACACCUUGUAUCUUUGUUUGACCAUUGCUCCUUGAGAACAUGUAUUUUAUAUUUUACAUUAAAGACAAACUGUUUAUAUUAA